Phyllostomus discolor (pale spear-nosed bat) is the source of this 3557-nucleotide messenger RNA. It is a transcript of the gene MRRF, whose product is annotated as mitochondrial ribosome recycling factor. The record is from RefSeq and is a predicted model, not a curated record. Lineage: Eukaryota; Metazoa; Chordata; Mammalia; Chiroptera; Phyllostomidae. The transcript is spliced from 7 exons. Gene Ontology annotation, molecular function: ribosomal large subunit binding. Gene Ontology annotation, cellular component: mitochondrion. Gene Ontology annotation, biological process: translation. The coding region runs from base 269 to 1057 and encodes 262 amino acids.
GCAGGGGCACGGACUCACCUUUUAGCCUCGGCGUCUUCCCCUCGGCUCAUGCCCCCCCAAACAAGCUCCGACCCCACGGUCGACCAAGCUCAAGACGCCUCCGCCUCAACCGUCCGUGUAGCCAGGCCGCGGGUGACGCACUACGCCUGCGCCGCCGCCCCGCCCCGUGACGUCAGGGCGUCAGCGCCGCCGCAGCCGUCGCCGUGCUCACGAGAGUGUUUUCCCAGUAUCGCGGGUGAUAGCUGAUGUUCACGCGGAGCCUUCAGCCAUGGCCUUGGGAUUAAAGUGCUUCCGCCUGGCCCGCCCUGCCCUCUGCAGCUCCCUUGCGGCCUUGGCCAGACCUCCUGCGGAAGCUUUCCUGAAGACGGUGAGCGGGAAACCAAGUGGCUACGGGCAAGACAUGGCCCGUCCAGCUGUAUCGUCCCGUCAUUUUGCUACCAAGAAAGCCAAAGCCAAAGGGAAAGGACAGUCUCAAACCAGAGUGAAUCUUAACACUGCCUUGGUCGAGGACAUAAUCAGCUUGGAAGAGGUGGAGGAAGAAAUGAAGUCAGUGUUGGAAGCACUCAAGGAUAAUUUCAAUAAGACGGUCAACAUAAGGACUGCACCAGGGUCCCUCGAUCACAUCACUGUGGUGACUGCUGACGGGAACUUCGCUUUAAACCAGGUCGGCCAGAUCUCCAUGAAGUCGCCGCAGAUGAUUUUGGUGAACAUGGCCAGCUUCCCAGAGUGUACAGCUGCAGCUAUCAAGGCUAUAAGAGAAAGUGGAAUGAAUCUGAACCCAGAAAUGGAAGGGACGCUCAUUCGGGUGCCCAUUCCCAAGGUCACCAGGGAGCACAGGGAGAUGCUGGUGAAACUGGCCAAACAGAACACCAACAAGGCCAAAGAGUCUUUACGGAAGGUCCGCAGCAACGCGAUGAAUAAGCUGAAGAAGUCGAAGGACAAGGCCUCGGAGGACACCAUUCGACUCAUAGAAAAACAGAUCAGCCAAAUGGCCGACGACACGGUCGCAGAGCUGGACAGGCACCUGGCGGUGAAGACCAAGGAACUCCUCGGAUGACAGUCCACCGGGGCGUCUCUGGUGGCUCCCCUGGGUGACAGAUGGCCGUCACCAUGUCCUUGUCAGUCCUCCUGGGGCCCCGCCUUCCAGGGGGAGACCCACCCGGACUCGUUUAUCCCCUUCCUGCUGCCCCCCCUCCAGCCGCUCUCCUCUGGGCCCUUGGCAUGGGUGGGCCUCUGGAGAAGGUCUGUGGCUGACAGACAGACGGCCUUCACCCAGGGCAGGGCGUCUGCCUUGACCGUGACACCGCCAGACGCCUGGGGCCUCUGGCAGGCGCGGCGCUGACUGCUGUCCCAGGAGCCUCCUUUUCAAACAAUCAGUUGGGCCCUGUCCCCAGCGUUACGCUCUGCUUGGGCUGGUGUGGGCCUUCACCUGUCACUGGGUGGCUUUGAUAGAGGCUGAUCUUCACCAAACAAUAAAGAGAAAAUGAGUUGGAAAGAAUAACAACCACAAAGGAAAUGAUUGAGUCAGUUUGGGUUAACGACUCCCGAGGACCUGCGUGUAAAGCAGCCAGAACAACGCUCUGCCCUCUGAGCGGCCUGUGCUCACACCCUUUCCGCGGCCUGGACCCUGCCUCCACGCCUCACCUGGCCGGCCGUGCUCCGCCUGCACGGCGCAGCUGGGCCAGCGCUCCCUCGGAGUCUCCCUUUUCCGCUGGCUGCGGACCCCUGCUCUUAUCGCCUGUCAUAUGCUGUCUGCUGUUCUCAUCUGCACCUUAAUUGUUCUUUUUGACAAUUAGUCUGUGUAUUUUCCGCAUCCUCAGAACUUGACAUAAUGCCUGAAACGCGGUAGGCACUCAGUUACGAAUGAAUGAUGCAUAACAUUUGCACAACAAAUGCUGACUUUUCCUUCCUUUCCAGUCUUAACACUACUCUGCCAUUUUCCGCUCUUGCUCUGUCCUUGAUAUGUCCUUGGCAAUGAGACACCUUUCCCCCAGGGUCUGCCUGUCGGUAGCAGGCAAGUGGUGUAUUGUGGCUCAUCUUUGGGUACUGGGUGAAGUUAGUUUUUUCCCCCUGAUAAUUUUUCUUUUAAUCAUUCAUUCAUUCAUUGAUAAUAUAGCCAUGAUGAGCUAGAAAUAAUCCUAGGCAAUAUUUUCUAUCUUCCCAGUACACUUGCAAGGUGUGUAUUAAGUCCAUUUUACAAAUAGGAAAACUGAGACCUAACAGUAUUAGGUCGUUUGCCCAAAGCAGCGAAGUCAGUAAGAGGGCGUCACUCUUGAUGGGCAGCCUCCUUGCACAGAGCGGGAAGCACUCAGCGAGGUGCGGCCUCCUGCCCAGGGUUCCGCAGCCAGCACGCGGCAGAGCCAGAGUCAGGCUGAGGCCUGACCCACUGCGUGUGCUCCACCCGCCGCGUCCCACCGCCUCCACAGACAUUCAGGGGGCCCCAGUUCUGUGCCAGGUAUGGUGCUGCACGCUGGGAAUACAGAAACGGGCAAGACGUGACCCCUGUCUUUGAGGGUGCAUGGGGCACCGGACCAACGUGCUCUUCGUAAUGUCCUGGGUGGAAGGUAAGAAGUCCAUCCCCAUCUGCCAAGCGUCUGCCUUUAGAACGGUACCCACUCCGGCAGCAGCAGGGCCCGGCCAUGAUCCUUUGAAGCAGCAUCCAGCUUCUCCGAUGUCUGGCGUCUGUCUCCUCUGGGGCUCCGUUCCUGGAGGGAGUAGGGGUGCACUUCGCCCUCUGCUUGCACUGGUGGAGCAGCCUGCACGGCCCUGUGUGGUGGCCAGUGGGGACUCAAGGGCAAGGUUAGGGCGAAGGUGGAAGAAGCUGACCCCAUGUCCUGCCCUGCUCACCUGUACCCUGUUCCCCAGCCCUGAGCAGCCGUCACACGACUGGAAGUCAGCUGAAGGAAGAACAGGGUCAGAAAGAGCAAUCGAGGCGCCUUUUAGGGGGCAAACCACAUGGCCAGGGCCCUGCAAGUCUUCCGUGAGUGGCUGGAAUCCCCCACUCACUGCAAAUGUGCUUCUCUAAGAUGCAGGAUUUUUUAAUAAACAGAGGAAAUGAUAAAUUAUGUUGUAACUCCACUCCAAAGGCAUUUGGUUCUUAACAGCCAAAUCCUCUGUAGUCUUUAAAUAAACAAAAACUUAUUUGGUGAGCAGACGGGGGGGAAAUUGAAAGAUUUUCUGUACUUGGGCUCCACAUGUCAACAAUUUCUCUCCCGUGUGUAUGUUGGCCAAAGCCGUGCAUCAUGAUAAAUGAAGAAAGGAAAACCUCAGGCCCAGGGCCGUCAGACGGCUCAGCAAAUGGCUUUCAGCUGAUGGCUCUGUUUCAGUUGACAUUUAUCAAAGAGUUUCCCUGCGACUCCGUGUGGCAGGGACGGGAGCGAGACUGCCUCUUCAGAUGUGCUGAGCAGCAAGUGACCUGGAGCCGUUGGUGUCCCCUCUCUCCCCCUCCUUCCGUCUCCAUCUCGUCCAAAGCAGAAAGCUGGGUAUGGAAGUGCUCACGCUUGCCAGAGGAAUUCACCACCUCUUCUGUUUAGUUCCUCAGCUUUCACAGUCUCAUG